AUGAACGCGACGUGCUGCAUCUUGGCUUUGUUGCUCUGCCUCACGCAGGCUAUUUCUGGCUGUUACUGCCAGGGCACACUCAUUGAAGAAAUAGAAAAUCUGAAGAAACAUUUUAACUCAAGUAGCUCAGAUGUCGGGGAUGGAGGGGAACUCUUCUCUGAUAUCUUGAGGAACUGGCAAAAGGACGGUGAUAUAAAAAUCAUUGAGAGCCAGAUUAUCUCCUUCUACUUCAAACUCUUCGAUGCCUUGAAGGACAACCAGGCCAUCCAGGAGAGCAUAGGCACCAUUGAGCAAGACCUGUUAGUUCACUUCUUCAACAGCAGUGAGGAGAAACGGGACGACUUCAUGAAGGUCAUGAAGAUUCCGGUAGAUGACCCGCAGGUCCAGCGCAAAGCUGUCAAUGAACUCCUCGGAGUGAUGUACCGCCUGUCGCCAAAAAAUAGCCUCAGGAAGCGAAAAAGGAGCCGGUGCUGUUUCGGGGGUGGAGCUCGUCCAAAUAAGAAUAACGCUGCCAGCAAAACUAUUUGAAUUUUAAAUCUAAAUCUAUUUAUUAAUAUUUAACAAUUAUUUAUAUGAAAAGUAUAUUUUUAGACUCAUCAACCAAAGAAGUAUUUAUAAUAGCAACUUUUAUGUGAUGAAAAUGAAUUUCUAUUAAUAUAUAUGUUAUUUAUAAUUUCUGUAUCCUCAACUAUGUGACUUGACCGUUUUUCUCUUUCUGACUUAAUUAACCAAGACUGUGUGAUUCAAAGAUUGUAUCUCAGGGGCCAGUCAACCAAUUGACUGAAGUCAGACUGUGGGUGGUAACUGAUUUUUACUUGACAAUGAGGAACACUCACUACAGUGAUGCCGUGAGGCGCUGCUGGCCGGAGAGCGCAUCUACAC
Messenger RNA from Peromyscus maniculatus bairdii (prairie deer mouse), 882 nucleotides. It is a transcript of the gene Ifng, whose product is annotated as interferon gamma. The record is from RefSeq and is a predicted model, not a curated record. Gene Ontology annotation, biological process: adaptive immune response; humoral immune response. Gene Ontology annotation, molecular function: type II interferon receptor binding; cytokine activity. Gene Ontology annotation, cellular component: extracellular region. Lineage: Eukaryota; Metazoa; Chordata; Mammalia; Rodentia; Cricetidae.